Diabrotica balteata is the source of this 3690-nucleotide messenger RNA. The record is from the annotation of a GenBank genome assembly. NCBI's taxonomy places the organism in Eukaryota, Metazoa, Arthropoda, Insecta, Coleoptera, Chrysomelidae.
UUAUUUAUUAAAUUUAAUUGUCAUGUUGACAGGUUUUAACACUGGCAGGUGAUUCCAAGUUUUUGUUGUUAUUUGUGAAAGUGUCGGGUCUUUCAUUAAUGCAUUCGGCAAUUGUAAAUUCACAUAUCAGUUAACUGUGCAAAUUUUAAGGGUGUAUUGCCAGUAUCACUAAAACGUUUUAAAUCUUUCCAUGACAUGGAGUUCCAAAAAUUAACUGUUUUAUUCAUUUUGGCCUUAUGUUUAACAAGUUGCGAAUUAUACAGGGAAUCUAUCAAUAUACAGGAGCAGUGUCCACAACUGUAUGAAAAGACUUUCACAGGUUGUAUACCUAGAGGAAAUAUCAGUGCAGGAAUCUUUGAAGAGGUUGAAGGUCCAAACAAAUUAAAAACUUGUGUUUUGGAAUGCUGUCUAAAAGAUAACUGUAAUGUUGCAUUUAUGCAUAAUGAUAAGUGUUUCCAUAUUGCUUGCAAGAAUGAUGAGGUUUGUUUACCAACAACCACUACAAAUUUGAACAAGUCUGAUCGACUUUUCUUAGUUUUGGUAAAGCCUGUAGAUGAUCAGUCGUGGGACGAUGUUUUACGACAACAAGAUUUCUCGAGGAACCAAGAAGACAAGGACAUCUUUAAUAUUUUAAAUGACAGAAAAAGAUUCGAGGACGUUUUCAGAGAUCUGCUGAAGGAAGAGUCUUACGAACGAGGGAUGUAUUGUGACAUGGGAAUCGAAAAUAUUUGCUUGGCCAAUGAAGAAUGUGUACCAGCUCAUGCCAAAACUAACUCAGGUAUCUGCCAGUGUCUCGACGGCUUCAUCCGAGGUCCGAAGGGCGACUGCCUCCUUAUGUUACCAGAAGAAGCAUCCAUUCGAGGCCGUCCUAGUCUUUUGACUGAUCGUAUUCUGGAAGUAGAAGCAACUACCAACAAGUCUUUGCCGGUUACACGGAAAGUACUUAUAGUUCAAGCAGCGUCGAAAGAAGUUAGGCUGCCCGUCGAUGAAGUAACUUUAGAUGCAACAGUUGUAUCGGAUAAAGAAGACAAGUACCAAUACGAAUGGACAUCGUUGCAACAGCCAGACGGUAGUACGGCUGUUGUUAAGCAUCAAAACGAGGGUCAACUGCGUUUAGAGAAGUUGACUGAAGGCGUGUACUCUUUUAAAGUUGCAGCUUCAACUCCAUCUGCCUAUGGUGAAACUUUCGUCAACGUAACAGUGUUACCAGCCAAGAGGAUUAAUCAGCCCCCUAUUAUUGUGAUAACCCCUGCUAAUCAAACUAUUAAACAGCCAAACUCGGCUGCCGUUUUAGAUGCUUCAUCUUCAAGAGACGACGAUGGCAUUGCUUCUUGGCAUUGGGAAUUGCAACAAGGACCACUAGGAUAUGAACCUCAGUUGAAAGACGCUCCUACAUUGCAAUUGAAUGACCUAACCAAACCUGGAAAUUACACAUUUAAGCUGACAGUGAUAGACACAGAUAAAGCGAGUAGCAGUCAGACAGCUAACAUUACUGUAUUAGCAGGUACCGACUACCCUCCAGAAGCAAAUGCAGGUGAAGAUAAAAUCAUUUACCUACCCCACAACUCUAUAACACUAAAUGGCAGCUUGAGCUUAGACGAUCACGCCAUAACUACGUGGGAAUGGACAAAAUCAGCUGACGAUGCUCAAAAAGCUGUCGAUAUGCAAGACACGAGAACGCCUAUUUUAAAACUUUCGAAUCUAGAAGAGGGUAUUUAUACGUUUAUCCUUAAAGUAACAGACAGUGCAGGACAAUCUAGUACGGCGCAGGUACAUGUCUUUGUCAAACCGCCUACCAACAAACCCCCAACGGCAAAUGCAGGCCAGAACAUCACAAUCAGUUUACCUCAAACUUGGGCUCUUCUAGACGCCUCCAAUAGCACAGACGAUAAUAAAAUAAUGGAGUUCAAGUGGGAGUUGCUGGAAGGACCGUCUUCAGUUACAUUUGAAAAUGCCAAUUCUAGCAAAACUAACGUUACAGGACUUACGAAGGGGACGUACACGUUUAAAGUUAGUGUAACGGAUGAUAACAAGAAUGUUGCUAGCGAUAAGGUAUACGUCAUCGUUAAUCAAAAUAAGAACCAAAAACCAACAGCUGACGCUGGAAAAGAUUUCGAGGUGGAGCUUCCCAAAAACAUCAUCAUGUUGAACGGUUCAAAUUCAAAGGAUGAUUGGGCCAUCGUCAGAUGGAAAUGGGACAGGAACGCAAAUUCUCUAGCUAUUGGCAACAUUGCCGAAAAAACGGAUGAAUCCCCAGUUCUAAUUUUAACAGAUCUCGCAGUGGGAAAAUACAUUUUUAAUUUGACUGUGUACGACGAGCAAGGAUUAUCCGAUACAGAUACUGUGUCAGUGAUUGUUAAAAAUGACCCAAAAGUGUAUUAUUUUGUGGAAUUAACGGUGGAUUUAAAUGCACAGACCUUAACGCAAGCGCAGUAUGACUCGCUGAUAGGUAAAUUGGCUUUGCUUGUCAAAAAUGGAUCAAAGUUACAGGUUAGAAGUGUCCGUCCUUCCAAGGUAACAGGAAAUGCCCUCAUUACCUUCUACGUAGAUGACUCCACCGGCAAACCAACCCCCGCUAACGAUGUGGUUCAUUAUCUCCGUCAAAAACUCCGCGUCGACGCCAGUCUUUUAGGUUUUUCAGUCGAAAAACUCCAAACAAGUAUCUGUCAGAACAACUGCUCUGGACACGGCGUUUGCGACGAGUUGACGAGGAAAUGCAAAUGCGAAGCUUUUUGGAUGCAAGACAUGUUUAAAGUUUAUCUCAAAUUCGAAGGAGAUUCUGACUGCAGUUGGAGCAUAUUAUACGUGGUGUUAGGUGUGGUUUGUGGUAUUUUGUUGUUUGUCGGUACCCUAUGGGGGACGGUGCAUCUAUGUUAUACCUUCUGUAUAAAAAGGAACCGUAACGGCAAACCUACGACGUAUAAACUUAUCGAAGACACGGAAGAUGUACCAUCAUAUACAUCGAAAAAAGCCAACUUUUCGGACAGCGAUACCGAUUCUGACGUAGUCUUCGAGUCCCGAUCGAAGCCUCCACGUUUUUCGGACACGAGAAACGGUCACAAACCGAGCAGAAACGGAUUUCCGAAAGGGGGACGAAGGAUAAAAACUUAGUAUAAGUAUUUAUUAGACGGUAUGCGCCAAGUUGAUAACGAUUUUCACUUUCCUAUUUAGUAAUGUGAUUUUUAUUUAUUGUGAUUCUAUUUUAAACAUACUUUUUACGUUGAUCUAUACUGAAUUAUUGUUAUUUUAGAUUUUUACGAAAAGAUAAACUUUUAGUCUAAAUGUUUACGUACGUAAGUAAAUUGGACAUUCUGGUUCAUUAGUAAAGUUCUAUCUCUCAGUAGCAAGUACAAUAUGUGAUUAAUAAUAUUUGUUUUAAAGUUGUGUUCCGGUUUCUAUAGUGUAUGCACGCCUCCCAAUACCGAUUAGUUAACGAGUGCCAUUAUGCAAGUCGUGACGAAGUCAAUUCUCUCUCGAAUUCGAAUUCAAUGUCUUUUCUAUGCUAGUAAUCUACUACAGUGGAACCUCGAUUAUUCGUCAGGGCACCGGACCAAUCAACCACCGGUUUAUUUGACGAUAUAAGAGGGAUUUAUGUUAGUACAGUCGAAUUAAUUUGAUUUAAAAUAUUCUGAAAUCUUUGUUUGUUCUAUUGUUCAAUAUCCCGCGCAAUAACACUUUGCGAGAUAGGCC